Molecule: messenger RNA, 1987 nt
Organism: Sorghum bicolor (sorghum)
Lineage: Eukaryota; Viridiplantae; Streptophyta; Magnoliopsida; Poales; Poaceae
Product: cytochrome P450 704C1
Exons: 4
Coding region: 154-1680 (508 amino acids)
Molecular function (GO): iron ion binding; monooxygenase activity; heme binding
Source: RefSeq, a predicted model, not a curated record
UAGUCUUUUUAAUCGGCCGCGCGCGCCACACUUUCCUACGCACCACACAAGUACUGCUACCCCACACGGCCACAACCAAACGCGCACGGCUCCCAGGUCCCAGCCGCCUCGCACCGAGACGCGGACGCCAGCGCUCUCCAGUCUCAACUGACCAUGGACUCGCCGCCGGGCCAACCCACGGUGGUCACCCUGAUACUUGCUCUCCUCCUAGUUCUAUACCUCGCGCUCCGGCGCCGCGCCGGCGCCGGCGGCGCCAAGAACCGGAGCUACCCGCCGGUGGCCGGCACCGUGCUCCACCAGCUGUUCAACUUCGGCCGCCUGAUGGAGUACCACACUGAGCUCUCCCGCAGGUACCGUACUUUCCGCAUGCUCACCCCGAGCAGCAGCUACAUCUACACCGUCGAGCCCGCCAACGUGGAGUACAUCCUCAAGACCAACUUCUCCAACUACGGCAAGGGGAGCAAGGUGCACGAGGUGGGCGAGGACCUCCUCGGCGACGGCAUCUUCAGCGUGGACGGCGCCAAGUGGCGGCACCAGCGGAAGGUCGCCAGCCACGAGUUCUCCACGCGGGUGCUGCGCGACUACAGCACCGGCGUGUUCCGCGACACGGCCGCGGAGCUCGCGGGCAUCGUGGCCGCCGACGCCGGGGAGAAGGUGGACAUGCAGGACCUGCUGCUGCGGUCGACGCUGGACUCCAUCUUCACGGUCGGGUUUGGGGUCAGACUGGGCGUUCUCUCCGGGUCUAGCAAGGAAGGCGCCGCGUUCGCCAAGGCGUUCGACGAUGCCAGCGAGCAGGUGUUACACCGCUUCUUGGACCCGUUUUGGAAGGCCAAGAGGUUCCUAAACUUCUCGUUGGAGACGGCCAUGAAGCGCUCGGUCCGCACCAUCAACGACUUCGUCUACGCCGUCGUCGACAAGAAGAUCGAGCAGAUGGGAAGAGACCAACAAGAAUUUGCCAAGAAAGAGGACAUCCUGUCGAGGUUCUUGGUGGAGCGGGAGAGCGAUCCCGGCUGCUUCGACAACAAGUACCUGCGGGACAUCAUCCUCAACUUCGUGAUCGCCGGCCGCGACACCACGGCGGGGACGCUGUCGUGGUUCCUCUACGUGCUGUGCCGGAACCAGCACAUCCAGGACAAGGUCGCCGAGGAGGUGCGCGCCGCCGCCACCUCCGGCGACGGCGACCUCGGCGCCCCGGAGCUCGUCGCGUGCCUGACCGACGACGCCAUCGGCAAGAUGCACUACCUGCACGCAGCGCUGACGGAGACCCUCCGGCUCUACCCUGCUGUGCCCAUCGAUGUCAAGUGCUGCUUUUCGGACGACACGUUGCCGGACGGCUACGCCGUCAACAAAGGGGACAUGGUGCACUACCAGCCGUACCAAAUGGGCAGGAUGCAGUUCCUGUGGGGCGCCGACGCCGAGGAGUUCCGGCCGGAGAGGUGGCUCGACGACGGCGGGGUGUUCGUCCCCGAGAGCCCCUUCAAGUUCACGGCUUUCCAGGCUGGCCCUCGCGUCUGCUUGGGAAAGGAAUUCGCGUACAGGCAGAUGAAGAUCUUCGCGGCCGUGCUUCUCUACCUGUUCAGGUUUGAGAUGUGGGAUGCCAACGCCACCGUGGGUUACCGGGCCAUGCUCACUCUCAAAAUGGAUGGCCCGCUCUAUGUUCGUGCGUCGCUCCGGCGGUGAGGAGGGCGGACGGCAAGCGGCAUAUAAGAUGCCUCAAGUCAAACGGCCAGUCGUGUGGAAGUAUACAUGCGUGUAGCUAUGUACUUGCUGUAUAUCGGUCUUGUAUAGGAUAUAUGCACUUGCUGUAUAUCUAUUAUAAAGUCAAUGACCGGCUGACCGUUGUUUUCUUUAACAUUUACAAGUCGGUCAGACACGUCUGUGUAUCCGCCGUCCUCUUUGUGUACUUUUUUUUUGAAAGAUCUGGAACCAUGGUUUCCAGCGUGUAUAUUAAUAAUAAGAAGAGAAUGAUCCAUUUUAAAAGGAAAAA